Messenger RNA from Lepisosteus oculatus (spotted gar), 2080 nucleotides. The record is from RefSeq and is a predicted model, not a curated record. Lineage: Eukaryota; Metazoa; Chordata; Actinopteri; Semionotiformes; Lepisosteidae.
UGGCGUUUCAUGCCCCUGCUUGAGUGACCGCUCUUUUGAACGUUAAGAACCUGAAUCGUUUAAUACCUUUAUUUUUCCUCUCCAAUCCUAAAAAAAAAGCAUGAUUUAUUACCAUUAGAUACGCGUAUGAAACCGAUUUCACAGCUCCAGUCUCUGCCCAGGCCUCAACGCCACCUCGCCGUUUCCAGGGAGACGGACGCUGCAUACGGAAGUGAGUUUCCCCUGGCAGGAAACGGUAUGGACUAGCAGCAGUCUCUGGAAAAACUGGGAAAAAAUAUUAAACUCGCAGUACUGUGACGGUGACUUCUAUGCGGUAUACAAUAAGACUAGGCUUUUCCGAACAAAAAGGAAUGGACGUAAAUAUAUCCCUCACGGACUCAUAGCGGAGGUAGCCGUGGCGUGCGCUGCGUACUGCACAGCGACAUUUCCACCAGCUGGAUGAAGACCUUUAAUUUCACUGCUAAGCAGUUUCAGGUGGUCUGCGUUACGGGCGUUAGCUAAACAAAUCAGUCUUAUAGAGUUUCUGUUUCCCGUAUUGCGAAGGUAGAGGCAGCAACAAAAAAAAAACAAAAAAAAAACAGACGCCCAGUGGAGACAUUUAGGGAAACAGUCUGAAAAAUAGUGGCGUUUUAACACCCCCGGUUGAAUAUAUUCCAAAAUGUUCACGGACGAGACUUUAGAAACCGUGGGCGCCGGCUCUCUGUGGAGGAAGUCGCGUCAGCUGGAGCAAGAGUCGAAGAGCUGCCAGACGGCACCCCUGCAGACCGCGGAGGUGGAGGUGCAGUCCCUCCAGACCUCGGACAGUGGCACUCAGACUGACGCCGACGAGCUCUGGGCCCAGCGCUCCCGCCUGGCCCCGCCGUCCGAGCAAGAGGCCCCCGGACUGGGAGAGUUCCUGCUCCGGGUGGAGGGGACGGUGGUGAAAGAGCUGGCGAAGAACGCCAAGAGCCACGCGUUCAGCGGGUUCGAGGUGAACUGGGAGGACCGGACCCAGACGGUGACCCGCCUCCACUGUCUGCAGUACACCGAAGCCCAGGAUAGGAGGCUGCACGUGACCAGUGUCUCCUGGAGCUCCACAGGCUCGGUCAUCGCGUGUGCAUAUGGCCGUGUGGAUGACGGUGACUGGAGCACAGAGCAGUCCUUUGUGUGCACGUGGAACCUGGACAGGAGAGGGUUAAACCCCAAGCGGCCCGACCUGGUCAUAGACGUGCCAGCGCCUGUGAUGUGUCUGGCUUUCCACCCCUCCCAGCCCUCCCUCAUCGCCGGGGGUCUGUACAGUGGGCAGGUCGUGGUGUGGGACACCAGUCGCACCCAGGACCCGGUGUUCGCCCAGACAGGCAUGUCAGCAGACGCUCACCGGGAGCCCGUGUACCAGGUGUGCUGGGUGCCAGGGCCGCGCAGAGGCGAACAGGCUGUGCUGAGCGCGGGCAGUGGGGGACGGGCCCUGCGGUGGCGGGUGGAUGGAGAGGGGCGGCUGGCGCUGAGCGCGGGGUACGCUCUGGCCGCGCAACAGAUCCCCCGCAGCGGCGCGCUGAGCAAGGCCCGCGGGAGCGGCGCGGUGGGGGUGACGUCCCUGGCGCUCAGCCCCUGGGACUCCGACGUUUUCCUGCUGGGCUCGGAGGGCGGCCUGGUGCUGAAGUGCUCCUUCUCCGCUCAGGCUGCAGCGGCGGGGCCCCCGGGGAGCGAGAGCCAGAGCGUGACGCUGAGGGCCCCGGCCCAGUUCUCCUUCGCCCCGCGCUGCGGCCCCGUCCACGCCCUGCACUGCUCCCCCUUCCACAGGAACCUGUUUGUGAGUGCAGGGACAGAUGGCCUGGCCCACAUUCACAGCCUGCUUCAGGCGUCCCCCGUGCUCUCGGUGCGCGUGUGCGACGCGUAUGUGUUCGGUGUGCGCUGGUCUCCUACUCGCCCCCUGCUCCUCGCCGCUGCUACAGGACAAGGAUCAGUGCUGCUCUUUGAUCUGGGACGGGGGUCCCUCAGGCCCACAGCGACCAUUGAGCACAGCGCAGAGGGCAUGGCGGUCUCCUGCCUGGAGUACAACCCCAGACAGACGGACCUAUCUAGCGAAGCAUUUAGUAGCUAA